Messenger RNA from Triticum dicoccoides, 1014 nucleotides. Its product is annotated as myb-related protein P-like. Lineage: Eukaryota; Viridiplantae; Streptophyta; Magnoliopsida; Poales; Poaceae. The transcript is spliced from 3 exons. Bases 1 to 1014 code for a protein of 337 amino acids. The record is from RefSeq and is a predicted model, not a curated record.
AUGGGGAGGGCGCCAUGCUGCCAGAAGCUGGGGCUGAAGCAAGGAAAGUGGACCAAGGAGGAGGACGGCAUACUUGCAAACUACAUAGCCCAGCAUGGUGAGGGAUCAUGGAGGUCUCUGCCCAAGAAUGCAGGGCUACUGAGGUGUGGCAAGAGUUGCAGGCUGCGGUGGCUCAACUACCUGAGGGGUGGGCUGAGGAGGGGCAACUUCUCUAAGGAGGAGGACGAUCUCAUCGUGAAGCUCCAUGCCACCAAUGGCAACAGGUGGUCGCUAAUCGCCAGCAACCUACCAGGGCGGACCGACAAUGAGAUCAAGAACUACUGGAAUUUGCAUCUCGGGCGGCAGUUCCACAGCUUCAAGCAGACAUACACUGCCAACAAAAGCACCACCAUAACCAUUGACAUCAACAAGCUUUCUGCCACCAACAGGAAACGACGAGGCGGUCAGGCGCCAGGUCAAUUGCCAAGGAGCAGCACGAAGAAGCAGCCGACACCUAAGCCCGCCAAGCCGCAGGAUGGCUCUAGCCCGAUUGGUGCCACUUCAUUAGCAUCAUGCCUACCACAGGGUAAUCAGGACCAGAACCAGCCCAUCAACAUCACUGUCAGCCAUACUUUUGGUGAGCCCUACAGUGGAAAUGGGAUAUGUCACAUGGUCAGGGACAACAUAGACCAGAAUGGUGGUGUCCUAGAGCCAAACAAUGCAAUAGAUUGGAUUGAGCUCUUGGAACCGAACAACUCAAUGAAUCAUAUUGGGCUUUUGGAGGACGAAAGCGAGAUGGAGGCCCUAUUGUCAAGCAUGGACUUGACAACUAGUGGGCAUUCAGUCAUUGAGCAUGGAGGCCAGUCUUGGUUGGAGGAUCUCCUAGACAUGGGGUGGGAGGGGGUUGCAUCCCAUCUUUGGGGCCAGUCUGCCCAGAAUGAUCUUCUCCAGACUACUAUGCCACAUGCAAUGACAGGCUCCGAGGUGAGGGAGUUCGAGCAGUUCGUAAGUUGGCUCCGCUCUGAUGAGUUCUAA